Molecule: messenger RNA, 2743 nt
Organism: Dreissena polymorpha
Lineage: Eukaryota; Metazoa; Mollusca; Bivalvia; Myida; Dreissenidae
Product: T-cell-specific guanine nucleotide triphosphate-binding protein 2-like
Exons: 6
Coding region: 459-2231 (590 amino acids)
Cellular component (GO): membrane
Molecular function (GO): GTP binding; GTPase activity
Source: RefSeq, a predicted model, not a curated record
CUAAACAUGUGAAGGUAACUCAGUAGUGGUUUUUAACUAUAUUAAGAACGUACGCGGCAGUUUAGUUUCACGCAAAUAUUUUUUUUACUGAAACACCGGUUGCGAAAUAAGUGCAAUAUAUUUCGGAUAUUCAGAUAAAAAAGAAUGUAAACAAUGUUAGAACGAAAGAACAACAAAACAUGCUUGAAAUGAGCGCAAAUUAAAAAAAUGGACAGUUUUUGUCCAUGAAAAUUCAAUACCUUUGAUAUACCCCUUUAUAGGGGCCGUCCAACAGAUAAAGCGUCGUAUGGACGCGAAAAGAUAUUUUGGGAAUCUACGAGGAUUGCUUAUUUAGCUUAAAAAUACAUCCCAUCUAUACAUGAGCGUUGAUUGUCGAGUGGUCUCGGCGGGAGGCUUUUUACUCCAGAAAUCCAGGGGUCAGUGGUUCGAGCCCUGUUGAGAGUUUAAACAGAUUUAACAUGUCGUGUGCAGGCGUUGGAAAGAGGAGGUCAUGUGGCUCGAAAUUCUGUCUAUACUGUGCAAAAGAUGUCAAGCCUAAAGAUGACACAGCAAGUAUAAUCGGGAACUUAUCAUGCGGAGAUGAAGAAUAUUAUGAUACGGCAGAUGACGACUCUAACGAGGAAUAUUACGAUGCAGAAGAUUUUGACUGUGAUACGGGAAGUGAUGAACUCGAUAGUCGCAGCAUGAUCACUAAGGAAGAGGCGGCUGUGAUAAAGAAAGUUCUUGAUUAUGAUCAUUCGACCAAGGCAAACACCGCUUCUAUUCAUCAUGAAAGCUAUUCUACUAAUCAAAAGACAGAAGGAUGCGAUGGUCAGGUAGUUUCUUAUUAUAACCAGUUAAGAAAAAACAAAAACGAGACAGCUUCAAAUCAGAAGCGUUCUAGGAAGAACCAGUCGACAAACGAGAAGGCAGAUGCAAUUAAUAAUACUGCGGAUCAUAACCAAUCGCCAAAAGCAGACGCAUCUGCGAGCGAAGUCACUUAUUAUAAUCAGUUGGAACAGAAUGUUGUUCAUAACCUGAUAGAUAAAAAGAAUACUACGAUUCAGGAAAUGUCUUACCAGACAGAGGCGGUAGAAUUUAAAAAAGUUAGUGAUCAGUGUGGCUUUACAGAAUUAAUGACACUUAUGGAAGAAAAAAACAAUGCAUGGCGGGAUACGAAAAUAAAAAUUGCGAUAACAGGUGAAUCAGGAAGUGGUAAAUCAAGUCUAAUAAACGCCUUAAGAGGUCUCAAGGACGAUGAUUACGGCGCUGCAGAGACUGACUGCGUUGAAAAAACUACGGAACCAUUAAACUACCCACAUCCCGAUAACAAAAAUCUCGAGUUGUGGGAUUUGCCUGGAGUUGGGACGCCUAAUUUCUCACAGGAGACAUACCUCGAAGACGUUAUGUUUGCACAGUAUGAUUUCAUUUUACUUGUGUCCUCUUCGCGAUACACCAACAUUGAUACUUGGCUAGCAAAGCAAAUAACACGUCAGUAUCCUGACUCAAAUCUUAUUUUCGUCAGAACAAAAAUUGAUGGUGAUCUGGAUAGCAAACAGAAAGGAAGAAGAACGCCGAUGACAGAUAAUGAAAUAAACGAAUUAUUCUGCAAAAUUAAACAAAAUUGCUAUGACAACUUGAUAAAGGUUGGGAUACGGCGACCUCAUGUGUUCAUGGUAAAUAGUCAUGACCAGACUAAAUAUGACUUUGGUAAGCUUACUGAUAUGUUAUUAGCUAAGGUCACCGGUUUGAAGAAAGAUGCUUUAGUCAUGACAAUACAGUGUUUUACCAAAGAUAUCGUUGCUGCAAAAUACGACCUUUGCAUUAAAAGAAUGGUUGCAAUUACCAAACAGUCAUCUGUAGCAGCUGUGAAGUCAAAUCGAGAAAACGGAGAGCGUUUAGAGAUUGAAAUUCUAAAGCGGGAAGUGUUGAUUUAUAGGCAACAGUUUGGGAUUGAUACACAAUCUGUGGAAAUUGUUGCGCAACGGUUUGGGCUUGAUUGUGAGCAGGUCUAUACUCAACUGAAUUCCAAAACACAUGCUAUAUCGCGAACUUUUGAUGAAUUCUAUAGAAAACAUGACAACGUCGUAACGUCGCAAUGGCAUUCGUUACCAUUGCUUGGUCAAUGGAUGAAAUUAAAAAACUACCAAACUCAAUGCUACUUCGUCUUGAAACUUGUGUUAAAAGAGUGUGUAAAUGAAAAUAAGAUCCUUCAAGAAAAGAUAGCAAUUUGGUCAUUAAUACCGAAUUGAGCAAAGUCUGACAUUGUUUAAUGUCUGUCUAUGAACAAGUAUACACAUAUUGUAUGAUAUGGUAAAUGUGUACGCUGAAUGCAGGAACAAUUGUGGGCAAAUAAAUUAUUUUUUAUAAAAUUGAUGAAAUACAAUUAUUCUUAAAGUUUACAAAAAUACCGUUUGUGUAUAUUUUGUAAACAAGAACUAAACGAAACAAGAAAACCGAUACGUGUUGCAAAUGUUUCAUUACACAUAUUUCAACAAAGAGCGGAAAAUAUAUUUAAGUAUUAUAAGUCUACGAUAGUGCACGUUUUGUUAUUAAUAUACAUUGUCUAUGCGUAUUUAAAAAGUGAAAAACCAUGUACAAUCAUUUUUAUCGGAGAGGAGUCAUUGUUUAACCCAUAUAAACUUUGUUACAACAAAUGAAGCUUUGUUAUACAAUCACGGCUCUCAACCCAAAGACAUAUAUGUAUGCAGAAAUAAUUUGGAAUUAUUAUAUAUUUGUAAUCUAUACAUAUAUAUAUAUAUAU